Messenger RNA from Cyclopterus lumpus (lumpfish), 1791 nucleotides. RefSeq names its product brain and acute leukemia cytoplasmic protein. The record is from RefSeq and is a predicted model, not a curated record. Lineage: Eukaryota; Metazoa; Chordata; Actinopteri; Perciformes; Cyclopteridae. The transcript is spliced from 3 exons. Gene Ontology annotation, cellular component: cytoplasm. The coding region runs from base 186 to 704 and encodes 172 amino acids.
GGAUGACGCAGGUAGCUCCGGUGUGUGUUAAUGCUGGUCAGCUGCUGUCUGUGGAGAGCAUCAACAUCAGCAGCAGCUCCGAUUGAUGAUGGAGACGGAACCACGGAUCGAGCCGCAGUAGAGAUCCGGGAGAGGAUGCUGCAACCCGAGCCGUGUUUAGCCCGUGUCAGCCGCACUUGCCGUGGAUGAUUUUCCCGAUGGGUUGUGGAGGGAGUCGGGCGGACGCGAUCAUCGAGCCGAGGUACCACGAGAGCUGGACCAGAGAAACGGAAUCGACGUGGCUUACCAACACGGACGUCGAGACCUCCCUGCCAGUAGCAAACAGUAAAGCUCUGGAGGCCAGUCUGAGGGAGAAGAGGAUGGUGAACACAGGCACCCAGUGUGGGAAGCAGGCCCUCACGUCCACUGGCUCCAACCACCAGAGGAGACCCAGGCGCUCCUUGAGUGAUGUAGGUGUCACUAGUAGCAGCAAACCACUCGUGAGUCCAAAAGGAGGGCGUCAAAAGAGGCCAGCGCGUUGUCUAAGGACGGGCAGCCCGUCAAUAUCAACAGCAGUGGAGACGCUGAACCUGGGAACGUGUGUGAUGAAAGAUGAAGAAAAGCCAAGACUCUGUGAAGAGGAAGAUGGCAGCUCGAGCUGUGAAAAGUUCACCAGACGAUGGGACGGGGAUUCACAGACUUGUGUGGAUGAUGUUUGCUCGUGACUUUGCAAGACCUCGGCUGUCGAUCUCAGUGACUUACAACAAAAGCACCCAUGUCUCCAUCCAAAGAGCUCGGGAUGAUGCAUCCUUGUUGUGCCAUUGUUGCAAAUGCAUGCGUGAAGUGAAACAGAGAGUGGAUCACAAAAAGUGUGCACGCUCUCCACCAUGCUCUUCUCCCAUGCUUAUGGAGCCGGUCAGGGAAUGAGUUACUGUGUUAAGCCAAUUUUCAAGGAAAGAAGAACAGACCGUCCUGUUUGCACAUGAUAAUCACAGUCUGCACAUCAAAGGUUUUCUGUGUGGGGCCUUCCUUAAGAAUUAGCUUCAGUUCUUUGUGCAAGUAUAUUCCUUUUGUUGUGAAUGAAAAAACGAUGAUGAUGAUGAUGUUCAACCUCAGUUGAUGCUGUAAAUGAUUUUAAUUUUAAAGACCCUGAAGUGCUGUUUAGAAACUGAGAUUUGGAAGUUUAAUGCCUGAAGGCUGAAGACUGUCUUUUCCAGCCUUUGCAAGAUAAAGAAACAAACACACCCGCAUGUGCCUACAUCUUAAUCUGAAUUGCUCCUGUUUUCACUCUGAGAUUUUUUUUUGUUCAGUAUUAUGUGUUCACCUACAUCUUCUUUUCUGUUAUAUUGUGUUACACCAUUUACCAUGAGUAUGUAUUGUACUGAUGAGUCAUUCGUGUGGCUUACACUGAUCUGCAUGUUUAAAUCAAUCUUAAAUUGUUUCAGCAUUGGUGGAAAAUGUCUCCAAACAUGAUCAGAAGCAAGCUGUCUGAAAUAACACUUUUUGCUCAUUUAUAACACAUAGAGAUUGAAAAGCUGCACAGAGAAGUACAUUAAGAAGAGUUAUUUAGAAUUGGUCAUCAGGAGAGUGAGAGUUAUGGCCAGCAGAUGGCGAUGUUUACCAGUCUGACCGAACAUUUUCUGCUUGUGAUAGCUGUUGCUUGUCAAGAGUUGUUGAUGAUUCCCUGAGAUGAUAACGUUUGAAUGUGUACAGGCAAACUUUUGUGAUGGAAAACAACAUUUAAACACAUGAUCUACCACAGUUUUCUUCUUUGAAUUAAAAUUGUUGUCAGCUUCUUAAGUUGUGAAACUC